Arthroderma uncinatum is the source of this 1371-nucleotide messenger RNA. RefSeq lists its product as uncharacterized. Bases 1 to 1371 code for a protein of 456 amino acids. The record is from RefSeq and is a predicted model, not a curated record. NCBI's taxonomy places the organism in Eukaryota, Fungi, Ascomycota, Eurotiomycetes, Onygenales, Arthrodermataceae. The transcript has 3 exons.
AUGAACAAUGAGCAGUUUCGCCGGCUUCUCAUUGAUAACGCGGCUACCUCUUCCGCUAAGCAAGCCGGUCCUACGUCAAAACGGUCCUCUGGCGAAAAUGCGGCGCCGACAGGAAGAAGCGGUGCGUUGGGAUCGAGAAUGCGAUCUAGCAUCCCUAUGACGCCUCGCGCGGUAUCAGGUGUAGAUUUCGCUCGCCAGUUAGCAGAGCAUAGACGGGAAUCACAAGGACGGCCUCCAACAAAGAAAUUCAAGUCAUCUACUGGCCCAAAGGGAUACAAAUAUACGUCAGGAUACGAGGAUCGAGCAUCACUGCGACAGAGUAACGAUGACAAGGCGGGGGAUGAUCGAGAGGAACGGGUUCGCGCCUUGGAAGAGCUAUUGAAGCUAGGACAGAUUGACCAGCGUACGUUUAACAAACUACGUGCUGAAAUUGGUGUCGGUGGUGAUGUAUCGACUUCGUCGUCGCCACCAGAACCAACCCUUGGAAAUAAGUUCAAGAAGAUCGGCUCCAAGGAGAGUGACAAGAAACGAUGGAUCGAGACAGACGCGAAUGGGCGGCGGAAGGAGAUAUUAGUCAUCACGGACUCCGAAGGGAAGACAAAGCGGAAAACGAGAUGGCUAGACAAACCUGGGGAAACGAACGGGCACUUAUUAGCUAUGGACAAGGACGCAAAGCCCCUAGGGAUGGAAGUUCCCCCGGAUGUUCUAGCAAGGAUGAAGACUACGAAAAACCCAGAGAUAGAGGAUGAUGAUGAUGAUGACAUAUUUGCAGGAGUCGGUGAUGACUACAACCCCUUGGCUAAUGCCGACGAAAACGAGGAUACUUCUUCGGAAGCAGAGAGCGAUAUGGGAAAUACCCCCACGGAGAAAGAAACUACCUCUGGAACUGACGCAGAAAUGAAGGGUGGAAAGCAACCCUCACCGUUACAACGUCGUGAUUACUUCUCCACCGGUAAAGUUAGCCAACAGGAAGUUUUUGAACCUCAACCUGAAGACCGCUCUAACCCAUUUGUAUCCGACCCUACAAUCAUGGAGGCCCUGAAAAGAGCCGCGGCGAUCAAACCGAAGGAACCACUAUCUGAUGACGACACAAACGGCGUAGACAGGGAAGCAGCCCUGAAGCAUAAAUCAUUCCUAGAGGAAGCUAGGCGGCGGGAGAGAGAAGAUGCGUUGGACAUGGACAUGGGGUUCGGUGAAAGUAGAUUUGGUGACGACGAUGACGAGGAAUUUUUCGAGCAAGGCGGUGCCAGUAACAAGAGGAAACGAGGGCCAAAGAAAAGGAAAGGGGAUAAGGACAACGUCGGGGACGUAAUGAGCGUUCUCAAGGGAAGGAGGAAAACUGGAGACACGGAAAAGCGGACAAAGGGUUAA